This is a messenger RNA of Quercus lobata, 2346 nucleotides long. RefSeq names its product Zinc finger C-x8-C-x5-C-x3-H type family protein. The record is from RefSeq and is a predicted model, not a curated record. The coding region runs from base 1031 to 2119 and encodes 362 amino acids. The transcript is spliced from 12 exons. NCBI's taxonomy places the organism in Eukaryota, Viridiplantae, Streptophyta, Magnoliopsida, Fagales, Fagaceae. Gene Ontology annotation, molecular function: metal ion binding.
UUUGUAUCAGAAGGGCAGGUGUUCGCGCCAAAGUUGCUCUUUUGCGCAUGGUGACUCGGAGCUCCGAGGUUUCUCUGCCUCCUAUAGUGAAUGGAUUGUGCUGGUUGGUUGGUUUAUCCUAAUGCUGAUUAUUGUAUUUACAUGGCGAGCUUUAUCAUGGUUGUGAUAAUCUAUGGACCACCAAAGUAUUUCUUGAAGGAUCAUGAUAUAUUUUCCUCCACGUUAUCUACAAAAGAGGAUUUGGUUAAUGUUCAAAAGAUUGUUACAACAAGUUCUGCAGUUACUUAUUUGAGAAGCUUACUUUACUGAGUUCAUUUGUUACCUCUGCUUGAAUCACAUCACGAUGGGAUUUCAUGAGUUGAUCAGGAAUGCCAUUUUUUUGGAGAUAGUAUCAGAAACUAAACCCUCUAUUGCUUGUGGAUGGAUUAUUACUAUAUCGUCAUAUGGCAAUUUGAAGAAAUAUCUACUAUGCGGAUCAUGUUAUGUAUCUUAAUUCUGAACAAGAAGACAGGGAUAUCAGGUCAUCUUUAUUGAAUGCUACUUGAUGUUCAAGGUUAUCCCAAUGAUGUAUCUUCUUGUUGGGUUUUAUCUUAUUGCUCCACAUGGGUUUCUAUGGGCCUUUUGGGACUGCAAGGAGGCACUAAUAGUGUUCAUUAGUGUUUCUCAUGUUAGUCCUUGUAAUGGUAACCUUAGCGUCAUUAUCUGCUUGCAUUAUAUAUCUUAUUUCUCAACAAGAAGAUGGGCAUUUCAACUCUCCUUUAUUCCAAUGCUAUUAUGAUAUAUGAAGGUUAUCUCAAUGUUAUAAGCUCAAACAUGGGUUUUGUUACAUCUAUUCAUUAUAUGAGGGGGUAGUUUUGUGACCUUUUGAAACUGGCACGAAGGCACUAAGAAUGUUCAUUAUUAUAUAUCUCAUAUUGUUCCAUGUAAUGGCAGGCGGGACUAUCAAGGUAGUGACUUGAGGGAUAAGCUUGCUAGAAGGCUUUCUCCAUCACGGAGGUAUUCACCUGUGAGAGAUGCAAGAGGCCGACAAAUGCUUCGUGAGUUUAGCUCUUCCAGAUCCCUUGAGAGGAAGAGAAAACGUAGGAAAAAGCAAGGCUUUGAUGGCCAAGGUGAUUUCUCUGGAAGCAUGAGAAUGUUGGAGGGAACUGAAGAUCGAGUUAAAGAAGGAAAAAUUAUGUCCACUGAUUCCAAGGAUGUUCUUGAGGAACAGUUAAAGAAAGUGCAGUCAGAUGUGAACAUUCUUGAUCGCCGCAAAUUUCAAUUAGGGGUCGACCUGGAAGAGAGCACCCAAGAAGCGGAUAGUCUUACUUCUAGAAUUCAGGAGCUUGAGGCUCAGUUGCUCAAAGAGAAAGAGGAACAUAAAAGGAUCACCUCAAAAAUCAAGAAGUUUGUGAAGGCACGUAGUCGUUAUUCACGGAUACAAGAUGAACUAAAGAGAUCACAAGUCCGACUUCAGAAGUUGGGAGAUCAGCUUGGUUCAGAUAUAUCUAGAAAUGGUGCCAAUGAAGAGGAUUCCAUUAAUAUUUUAAGUGAUGGAGAAAAUAUUGUUUCUCCUGUAACCAGUCCACAUAAUGAGCUGCAGAAUGAUGCUUCUCCCGGCAAGAAAAGGCUAUGUGUUAAUCUAUAUCCUUCUGAAGAACCAAAACAAGGGGGACAUCUGGACAAAACAAUAAGAUUCAAGAAACUUUCUAGGUGGAAUGUGCAACCUGCCCAAUCAAAUCGCAAUGAAAUUGAGCUAAUGAAGAAGGCAGUGAAUGAUGGAAUUGACAGUCCUAGGCCCCUAGCAAAUGAAGGCAAGCAUAAGCGAGGAAAGACUGUUCCUACUAGCAUAAUCUCUGCAGAUAAGACGAAGGGCUUGGAGUCUGCACUUGUAGUACCAUCAACCAGCAUGGCUGGACACGUAUUAGAGGAAGAAGUUGAAAUUGAAUUGGACAAAAUUGAGGUGGUCAAAACUGCUGAUACAGGCAGUGAGAAGGAACCUGCAUAUGAGACCAUUGGCGUGCCAUUACCACUUCCUCCACCACCACCAAUCCAUCAAAACAAUUAUUCACUGCAUGAGGGUGAUGAUGAGAAUGUAGAUGUAGAUGGGCUUGAGAUGUUGCACGUGGACAUUGUUUAAUAGUGGAAGUAAGAGUUUUGAUGUAUAUCUUGGUAUAGCUCUUAUUCUUGGUCCCAAGUUAGUGGAAGCCGAGUGGUGGGCAUCAUGUAUAACUGUAUAAGGUUGGACCCAAUGGAUGAAAUGUUUCACUUUUAGAUGUGUUUGCACUUGAAUUUUAUUUUGUUUUAAUGAUAAUGAUGAAGGUUGAGCUUAACAGUGAUGGCAAAAUCUUGAGAUGGUUGGUCAAA